This is a messenger RNA of Notothenia coriiceps (black rockcod), 4098 nucleotides long. RefSeq names its product cylindromatosis (turban tumor syndrome) (gene cyld). The transcript is spliced from 9 exons. The record is from RefSeq and is a predicted model, not a curated record. The coding region runs from base 367 to 2277 and encodes 636 amino acids. Lineage: Eukaryota; Metazoa; Chordata; Actinopteri; Perciformes; Nototheniidae.
UUGUGAGGUCGUCUCCUGUAAAUAAUAUAUCUCCUUUCUGUAGCGAUACACUGUAUUUAUUCAACCUAUUUCCCAUGGAGAGUAGAUUUACCUAAAUGCUGAAAUCUCACUGUAGAGGGUGGCAGUUUUCUGCCAGCAUGUUUGCUGUUUAUCAGCUCGCUAUGCUAACUUUAGCCUGAUAUUUAGCUUCUCAGGACGCUAGCCAUUCAGCUAAUCAGAGGUUAUUACGGGAGCUUGUUUUCAGAAGCCUGUAUCUAAAUAAGAUGGAUAUUUGAAAUGGCAUGUCAUCUGUAGCUUCGUGCUGAACUGACGCACAGCAAAGGUCAAGCUUGCCUUGAUGUUGGACCUCCUGCCUAGCAUGCAGCCAUGAGCUCCGCCCUGUGGAGCCAGGAGAAGCCCAGCGGGGGCUUCAGGGAGGACUGGCGCUUCUACAUGGUCAUCAAGGAGUGUACGGUGGAGAAGACCCCCCAGAAGACCCUGAGGAUCCCCCGCGGCAGCCUCGGUCAGGCCUGCCAGGAGCGCAACAGCCUGGGGAGAACGCUGCCUCCAAACAAGGGCAAGAAAAGUCUCCGCAUCCUGGACCAGACCAACGUGGUGCUGAGCCUGGACGAGCGGGACGUCCUGGAGCUGGACGAGAAGCUGGCAGAGCUGCUGUUCCCCAUCACAAACUGCGAGGAGCGCUACGCCCUGCUCUGCAACAAGUCCCGGCUGGAGCGAGUGCGUGAUAUUGACUGUGGGUCCAAGGUGAGGGUCCAGCUGCGCUCGGGGGACGAACCUCUGCCCGGGGUGGUCCGCUUCAAAGGCUCGCUGCUGCCCGAUAGAGCGCUCUCUGGAAUCUGGUUCGGAGUAGAGCUGCUGGAGGAGGGCCGGGGCCAGGGCUUCACCGAGGGAUCCUACCAGGGACGCCAACUCUUCCGCUGUGAGGAUGAGUGCGGUGUGUUUGUGGCCCUGGACAAGCUUGAACUCUGGGAGGAUGACGAUGACGAAGCUUUGGGUGAGCUGGAGGUGGACCACGUGACUCUGGUGGAAGACGACCAGGACUUUCCUCCUCUGGAGAUCAACUCCAGGGUCCUGGUGCAGACCAGGGACGGGCCGGAGAGAGGGACCAUCAUCUUCUGUGACCUGCUGCCCGGGAAUGAGAGCCUGGGCUACUAUGUGGGAGUAGACAUGGACAAUCCCAUCGGGGACUGGGAUGGUAUGAUCGAUGGGAAGCUGCUGUGUAAUUUUGCCAGUUUGGAGCACACUCGACUCGUACCUAUCUGUGACGUAAUGCCAGAUUAUUCCAUGCAGGACCAAAGGCUGCAAAAGCACAGUUUUGCCCCCAGAGGCACCAACAGUGAAAAGUCGUCCUCUGGCCAAAGCAAACCAAAGAGCAAAGGAUUAGGUCAUCAGUGUGGCAGUAGAAGCAAGUCUGAGUUUUACUAUACUUUAAAUGGCAGCUCUGUUGACCCCCCCGCCCAGUCCAAAUCCAAAAGCACAUGGUACAUUGAUGAAGGUAAAAACGGGAACUCAUGGGACGUCAACCCUCUCACCGGCAAGCUACUGUUUACAACAAGCUACUGUUUACAUCAAGCUACUGUUUACAACAAGCUACUGUUUACAACAAGCUACUGUUUACAACAAGCUACUGUUUACAACAAGCUACUGUUUACAACAAGCUACUGUUUACAACAAGCUACGAGAAGGCGUUACGAGUGGUCGAGGUCGCGGCCGCUCGCGAGGUCGUCCGCCCCCCUCCGGGUGUCGCCGUACUGGGGCGUGUCUCCGCCCCAAGAGGAAGUGGAGGUGGUCUCUCGGGUGGAGGCUGGCCCGACAAGGAGAACCCCCGCAGCUCCCGGAGCCGCCUCCGCCGCCACUGCCCGAGCGACCGAGGGGGUCCAUCUCCACCCGAGGAGGAAAGCCCACCGGCACGGGAAGCUGUCCGUCCCCAAGGAGCUGCAGGAGGGCUCGGGGCGGCAGGGCUCGUUCCCCCGCCAGAGGAUGGAGCUGUUCGCCGUGCUGUGCAUCGAGACCAGUCACUACGUGGCCUUCGUCAAGUACGGCAGCGCGGACUCCUCCUGGCUCUUCUUCGACAGCAUGGCGGACCGCGACGGAGGGCAGAACGGCUUCAACAUCCCGCAGGUGUCCCCCUGCCCCGAGGUGGAGGCGUACCUGAAGAUGAGCCCCGAGGAGCUGCACUCCCUGGACCCCAAGAGCAUCGUGGGCCAGGCCCGCCGCCUGCUCUGCGACGCCUACAUGUGCAUGUACCAGAGCCCCACCAUGAGCCUGUACAAGUAGAAAACCUCUCCCCCAAACCCUCCACCAUCGCCACCUCCCCCCCAAGCCACACCACCUCCCCCCUCCCAAAGGGCAGGAGAUUCCCAGAAAGACCAACAAAGUUAACCCUCUCCAGCCCAGCUCUCCUCUCUGGAGGUGGGAGAGAUGAAAGCGAGAGGGGGGGAGGCCUAUUUGCACUGUGCAUUAGUUGAAGUGUUGUGUUCUUCAUAUGUAGCUUCCCUGUGUCUCACUGCUGAGCGUCGUUGGUGGAAGAUGGAGCGAGGCCUUAUGAAGACGCACUGGGCAUGCUUGCGUUGCCGCGUCUGAAAAAACACGUGCAACGAAAACAAGUCGAGCUCGUGGGAUGACCUCCUCCACCUCAUCUACCUUAAGGAAAUAGGAGUCGUGCUAUUCUUAAUCACUAACACACAUCAUGCAGUGGCCUCAUCCAACUCUGCUCAAAGAACGUCUCUUAGUAGCAUAGAUUUCCUGAGGUGGUACCGUCAGCACUAUAGACCCCCCCCCCUAAUCAUGCUGUGUAAAUGUCUUUACAGUACAUGUUUCUUUGCAGAUAGCAGUAGCCAUUGUAGAAGUGUCGUACUGCACAUCUCGCUCUAACAAUGCUGCACUUUUUUGCUCCAUCCCCAAGUGGACCUAUCAGGAAACAUUUUCUUUUUUUUCCUCCCAUUGGAAGUCACACCGAGUGCUAAUUUGUUGGUCGGGAGACAUCAGAGUUUUGUGUUACAGAAUACAAAUGUGCUUCUCCCCCGGUAAAGAGCGCUCUGCAUUGCAAAUGGCGAGGAGAUGCCAGAUAAAUGCAUGAAGGGAGACUUGUACAAUGGCUGCCGUUGUAGAGCACUCCAUGCACUCAUGGGGUCAAUGAGGUGAAGUCCUGGAAAAAGCCUGGCUGUUUUCUUUCAAUUAAGGGAGUAUGAUGUGAGGAAUUUCACAUGCAGUGUUUUUAAGUGUCUGACUCAUUGUGUUGAUGACUAAAUAUAAAUUAUAUUUUAUGUUUACAAAGCCUUUUUUCUUUUGCCCAUCAUGGCAAGUAUUGACUUUUGCUGCCUUCCAUGAAGAUGUGACAUGCAAUGUUUCCAGCCGUGCACCAGAUAACUAAACAAUAUUAUUUAUUAUAUUCUAAUCCUAAUAUAAACCUGUGUGUUAUCCCUUUUUUAAGGAAAUGAAACAGGGUUGGUGAUACUGCUUUGGGUACUGCUUGUCCCUUUUCACAGUAUAAGGAGUUAUUGUAGUUUUCUCAUAGCAACUACUGAAUGUUAAUAGUAACACGUUGAACAGUGUAAAGUUAACAAAGGAUUGAAAUGAUGACGCACAAGGCUGGUAACCCUUGUGCGCAAUAUAUAUAAGUAUUUAAAGAAACAUUUACAUAUUCCAUUGUAAUCCAAUUUAAAAGUACCUAAAGCAUAUUGGAUUGAGAAGUAGUUGUUUUUAUAUACACACCAUUGGAUUGAACCAAGAAACUGCACAUGUUGGCAUCAGCAUUAUAUAUAUUUUUCCAAAUCACAACUUGAAAAUUGAAGCAGUUGUGAGUAUAAAACAAAAGUGUGAAGUAUACGGGCGUUUUUUUAAUAAAUGAGGUUCCAGCUGACACUUCCAUUUUGCUCUGUGGUCGUCUCCACUGUCGGGACUUCCUGUGUGAACUCCUUCCGCUGAAUGUCGUCUCUGACUGGAGCCUCGGGGUUUUGAUUUCCUUUUUCUGUUGCAUCUGUACAGUAUAUACAUAUUUAACAGGUGGAAAAUUAAUGUCAGUGAUGUUCCUGUAAAUGUUAACAAAAUAAAGCCCGUUUUGAAGGGUACACGUUGUGAGUGGUGUGAUGAAAGAGA